AUGGAGCCAUCCACCAAGCCCACUCAGCCUCCCAAGGACGACCCCAUCACCGUCGAGGAGCUCAAGCAGUACGACGGAACCGAUCCCAGCAAGCCCGUCUACGUCGCCGUCAAGGGUACCGUCUUUGACGUCUCGCCCAGGCGGGAAAUGUAUAGCCCGGGAAAGGGCUACUCGGUCUUUGCCGGAAAGGACGGCUCGCGCGGCCUCGGCAUGUCCGACCUCAAGCCCGAAAACGCCGUCGCAGACUACUCGACACUCGACGACAAGCAGAUGAAGGUCCUCGACGACUGGCACGCCUACUAUACCAAGCGAUACAACAUCGUCGGCAAGGUCGCUCCUUCUUCCUAG
Molecule: messenger RNA, 348 nt
Organism: Pseudozyma flocculosa PF-1
Lineage: Eukaryota; Fungi; Basidiomycota; Ustilaginomycetes; Ustilaginales; Ustilaginaceae
Exons: 5
Coding region: 1-348 (115 amino acids)
Cellular component (GO): endomembrane system; membrane
Source: RefSeq, a predicted model, not a curated record